Molecule: messenger RNA, 1275 nt
Organism: Symbiodinium sp. CCMP2456
Lineage: Eukaryota; Dinophyceae; Suessiales; Symbiodiniaceae
Source: the annotation of a GenBank genome assembly
AUGUCGCUCUGCAUGGUGCUCGUUCUGGUGUUGCCAGCCCUGGCCGCCACAGAGCCUGUUUCAGAGGGAGCACCCGAAGACCUGGCAGAGAGUUCCUGGAAUAACUUCCUCUACUGCAAGUGUGGCCUCAGCUGCCGAUUGGAGGAUGUUGGUUCCUGGCACGUCUUUACCCUUGGGUCAGCUUGCGGCUGCUUAGAGUGCCCGGAGCAGAACGGCACCAACUCCUCCCUCCGGGGAAGUGCGCACUCCGCCCCUUCCAAGGAUGUGCAGGUCGCAGUGAGACAGCCAGCAGAAGUGCCAAAGGAGCCAUCGGACGGUGAUGCAGCUGUCGCCCAGGCAAUCGACGCGGAGGUGUCAGCGCCGAACACGAAGCUCAGGGCCACGUGGGACAGUGCCCACAUGAAAUCCGCCAACCUGCUGUUUUGUAGGUGCGGCAAACACUGCGCCAAAGGCCGCAUUCUUGGCCUCUGGAAUUAUUGGUGCUAUCGCUAUGAAUGCAGGCCCCUGCAAUUUGUUGACACCGUUUCAACGUGGGGCGUUUGGAGAUGUGAAGCUUUGUCCAGCAGCCGUGCUGCACAGGGGGGUGAGGGAUCGCAAGCGUGCCUUUUGCACCCCGUGCACAUCCAGUUUGAGCCAGACCUCGGAAAUCAAAACAGAUGCAACAUGGGGCAGGACAUUGAGAAGUCGAGAUGGAUGUUAGGAGAAUGGCAUGGGUCUGGGGCUUCCAGCCGGCUGUCGCUAAAUUGCAAAGGUCUGGAAUCGGCCGAGGACCUGAAAAAGGGCGCCUACUUCAUCACAGCCGACUUCAAUGGCUGGGGCAUUGAGCCCAUGGUGCAACAGGCCGAUGGCAGCUGGACCUUUGAGAUUCACCUCAUUCGUCCAGGUGGCCAGUUCCAGAUCCUCAGAAACCGCGACUCGGAGCAGGUUCUGUAUCCGGCUGCCUGGGCGGAUCGAGACCCAUCGGCUGUGCGUGGUCCGGACGAUGGUAGCGACGGCCGCUGUUGGUACCUCAAGGGUGAGCAGUGUGACGUCUUCUGCUUGUCCCUGCAGCGCCGAAUAGACGACGGUCUGGAUGUGAAGAGGGUCUCCAUCGAGCGCACGGGGCAGAAGGAGCUAAACGAUGCACAGCUUCGACAGCUCGGGCGCCUCCGAUUAGCCGCUUUCGGAACCUGGGAUCGAGGCUCGAGACUACGCGAGCUGCCUUGGGCUGGCACCUGCUUCCAUUUCUUCGUGCAGCUCGGCUCCGAGGGGCGUGAGUCCUUCCAGCUGCUGGAG